Molecule: messenger RNA, 563 nt
Organism: Nanorana parkeri
Lineage: Eukaryota; Metazoa; Chordata; Amphibia; Anura; Dicroglossidae
Gene: CUNH22orf15
Product: chromosome unknown C22orf15 homolog
Exons: 5
Coding region: 72-527 (151 amino acids)
Source: RefSeq, a predicted model, not a curated record
CGAUAUUCGUGUAUUUUUAGGAGCUGAGGACCAAGGCGUGAUUGUUGUGAGGCAUCAGGACAGCAUAUAAGAUGUUUAUCACUGUGAAGUAUGGAGCUGAUAAUCAAAUUUUAUUGAAUCCUAACUGCAAGCUGGUGAAUUUAGCAGAAGUCUUGAGGGAGAAGUGUCAAUGUGGAAGUGAGGUUUCUAUAGAUCUCUUGGAUGAAUCAGGAACGCUAAUAAAUCUCAGUGAUCUGGAGGGUUCUCAAGAGGUUGCUACUAAUCAUCUAAAGGAACGACAGUGCUAUAUAUUGGUCAAAAUAAUCCGAGGUGAUGGAACAGAGCCAGCCCGCUAUGAGUCUAUGCUGGAAAACCUAGCGAAACGUCACCCAGAGCUAGCAGAACGCCUACAAAAGCUGUCUAAUCCUCAUGUGCGGGACAAAUGGCGCAAUCCAGCCGGCAAGAAAUCUCGAGCAUCCAAAGAAACGCCUUUUACUUCUCCUACAAAACCAAGAACUGCUUCCCAGCAGAAAAGCCGGCCAGCCUGAAGAGCUGGUGUACAUUUUGGGGACUAUUUACAGUCA